AUGCAUUGGUCAUACAUAAGAUUUAGUAUUGUAUCAAUGUUAACUAUGUUGGCUGGAGCACAGACCGUCCACGUUAUAUACAAACCUCUCACCGAUGUGGAUAAGCUAGUAGAAGAAGAAUUAGAAAAAUGGAAAGCUAGCCAUUAAUUGAUAUAAUGUAUAAUAUCAAAUGAUGUAUAAUAGAAAAUAAAUUACAUUUAGCA
Vespula vulgaris is the source of this 203-nucleotide messenger RNA. RefSeq lists its product as uncharacterized. Bases 1 to 147 code for a protein of 48 amino acids. The record is from RefSeq and is a predicted model, not a curated record. NCBI's taxonomy places the organism in Eukaryota, Metazoa, Arthropoda, Insecta, Hymenoptera, Vespidae. Gene Ontology annotation, biological process: mitochondrial respiratory chain complex III assembly. The transcript has a single exon.